UAAAGCUUUUUACUGUACUAUAAAUUGAAAGAUAAGAAAUUUGAUGUGGUAAAGUGUAGAUAGCGUUACUCGGUUUUUGUCUCUUGAGGUAACCAUGUAUGUGUUCUUAUUUUUGAUAACGAUGGUAGGCCUAGUCUCGGCCGCAGAUGACUGUUUCUACACCGCUGUGGACCUUUCUUACAGGCUUAGCCCCUUCUCCACAAACUACUACCCAAAUUUUCUACCCUUUGAGAUAACAAUCGAACUGGUAAAUGUAAUCACAGAUAUCCUGUUCAAUGAAGCCAAGUACAUAGCGGGAGACGAAGGUGGUACUAAGGUCGAGGUCCCGGCCAGGUUUUGUGAUAAAGGUUAUAAAGUUGGUGAAUUGUGCAAGGAUCAGCUGUUUCUGUUGCCAGCCUGUGUGAUCGACCUCACCGAGAAAGCAGCUAUGGACGACAACUAUCAAGCCACUGUCCAGGACGUUGAACAGUGGCAAGCAGUGUUUGGGCCAUUCCCACCGAGGUCAAUUGUCAUUUUCGACUUCGGUUGGUCUCCUAGGUAUCCGGACGUCGACAGAUUCUUUGGACGGCGAGGAAGGUUGGGAACUCAGCUGAACCAUCCUGGAAUCUGUCCAGAUCUGGCUGAUUAUCUCGGCAGGCAUUGUAACGUGUACGCGGUGGGAACGGACGCACCAGACGUGGACUGCGGCCGCAACAACGAGUUGACCACGUCCCCCUCACAGAGGAUACUGGCUAGUCACGGCAAGUACACGGUCACUCAGCUGCAAUUGCGGCGCAGACGUCUACCGACAGUGGGAGCCGUAGUCACCGUCGCCCCCUUCUACAUGGCACAGGCCACGGCGGCGCCCGCUAGAGUCUUCGCCGAGUUCUGUGCUGAUCCCGUGCCCGAGGUGGACUGUCCCGUGCCGCCACCCAAACCCCUGCUUAUCGAGCACGCCACCCCCACCGUCGUAGCUGCCCCCGCGCCUGGACCCGCCAUCACUCCCGGAACAUUAAACCACAUUCAUCAAGGCCCACACGGUGUCAAUCACCCACCACACAAAAUCUUAUGAAACUAAAACUAAAUUUUAUUUUAUAUUUCAAAAACAUUGUAACACAUCUGGUUAAAAAUAGAGACAAAGCAAUCCAUUUUUAAUCAGGGCAGCGUGCCUUGACGGAUAUCGGAUGUAAAACUUGUGUUGACUACAGAAAUCUGAGUUAUAUGUACAUGUCAGGUUUCACGUAUAAACUAUAGUUUUUCUAUCAGCUAGUUUUUAUUAAUAAUUAAGACUUUUUAGUAUCUAUUAUGUAUUUAUUGUACAUAAAUUUUACUACCAAAACAAUCUAUAUCUAUUUUAUUUUAUUUAAUGUUAUUUUUUUACAACUCUGAUAAAUAAAUAAUACAUGCACUACCCUACAGUGUUCCACCUAUCAAUCAUGAAGUGGACAUUGCCUUCAUAUAUAUUAAAUUUUACAAAGAUUA
Homalodisca vitripennis (glassy-winged sharpshooter) is the source of this 1461-nucleotide messenger RNA. RefSeq lists its product as uncharacterized. The transcript is spliced from 3 exons. NCBI's taxonomy places the organism in Eukaryota, Metazoa, Arthropoda, Insecta, Hemiptera, Cicadellidae. Bases 95 to 1051 code for a protein of 318 amino acids. The record is from RefSeq and is a predicted model, not a curated record. Gene Ontology annotation, molecular function: arylformamidase activity.